Molecule: messenger RNA, 6535 nt
Organism: Pan troglodytes (chimpanzee)
Lineage: Eukaryota; Metazoa; Chordata; Mammalia; Primates; Hominidae
Gene: PLOD2
Product: procollagen-lysine,2-oxoglutarate 5-dioxygenase 2
Exons: 21
Coding region: 3259-5259 (666 amino acids)
Biological process (GO): peptidyl-lysine hydroxylation
Cellular component (GO): endoplasmic reticulum
Molecular function (GO): procollagen-lysine 5-dioxygenase activity; L-ascorbic acid binding; iron ion binding
Source: RefSeq, a predicted model, not a curated record
ACAGGGUCUCACUCUGUAGGUCAGGCUAGAAUGCAGUGAUGCUAUCAUAGCUCACUACAGCCUGAAACUGCUGGGCUCAGAUGAUCCUGCUUAUCACCUCAGCCUCCCAAGUAGCUGGGACUGCAACUCUGUUGUUGUUAUCUUUAUUCUGCUUACCACCUUAAAGCCUACAUGUUGCAACCCAUAUUUGGUAAUUACACUACUAAAGAUGGUGCAGCAGUACAGAAUUGAUUACUGCCCGACUGUGUCACAAAGAUACCUCUUCAAAUAAUACUGUUUAUAAUUUAAAAAUGUAGUAUCUUCAAAUAAGUUUUUGUUUUCAGAGUAACUUUACAAGCAAUUCAAAGAGCAAAGAUACAUUGUUUUUAUGCACAAAAGGAAGAUUUUCAUUACAGAUUUUCUUUUGUGUAUUAAAAGAGGGAAGUGUACUUUUGUUAAUUUUAAUUUGGUUUUCUUCAAAACAAUACAAUCAGGUUUAUGCAUUUACAUACUUAGUUACUGAUUGACUCAUGCAUUUUUUUUCAGGCCUUGAUUGUUUUAGUAGCACAUUGUGGCAGAUUUAGGAAAAUAAAAAUCAUUUUAAAAUUUCUAUUAAAAUAUGGAUAUACUCCCCCCUUCUUGAAUUUAUUUCUUAAAGGAGAUGUGAUUAAGUGAGAAAAUGCUUAAUUUGUUAGUGUGGAAAUAUGCUUCAUGUUUACAAUUUCUUUUCCGCUAUAAGAAAUUAGGUUUAAAGUUUAGUUUGUAUAGGUUUGUAAUUAAAUUUUAACCAGGAAAAAAAUCUAUAAAUAGCAACUGGAUAACCUUUGCUCUUCAUUUCAAGAGCAAUUAACACUAACUUUUUUUUUUUUUUGCUGUUCUUUUUUAUUAUUAGUCUUCUCACAAGGGAGUAUCAGUUUCUGUGCAAGUUCAUGAGUGAUGGGGAUACUCCCCAGGCAUUAUCAAUACAGAAGUGACAAGGUAUACUACGUUGGAGUGUCCUUUCCUUUUUUGGCUGAAGAACUACUGUAUUUAUAAUAAAAAUCUACACCAGAAGUUUAAAGAAAAAACCAUAUUUCAAGUUUGAAUACAAUAAAGAACAUGAUUAUUACUGUAAAUAUACUCAAUAGACUUUUAAUACAAAUAAAAGUCUUGGUGAACAUAUGGCUAAAAUGAGGGGCUACUUGAGGCAGGGAAGUGGUCAGGAAAAGUGUUUCAUAUAAACAUUGGUGAAUUUUCAAAAAUGGGCCAGAGUUGAAAUUAAAUAUCAUUUGUUACACUGAUAGUUUAUUGAUUUUAAUAUUGCUUUUAUUAUCUUGUGUGCAUAAGACAUCCUGGUGCAUUAACUAAUCAUCUGCUCAUUUAAUUUGGGGUUAUAUUCUCAAAUUUUUACAAAGAACUUUCUCAUUUGCUUUCUAGUUACUGCUAACCUAUUUUAGGGUUCCUUCCAAACGGUAGGUGAGAGAUAGGACUUUCCUCUGAUUUAAAUGCUGUUUUUCUUUUCUUUUUUUUUUUUUUGUGCUGUGGACAGGUAAAAAUUCUUUAUGGGACAAAGGAAUUUUCAAGUACACAUAAUUUUUAUUGUUCUUGACAGUACUCCUGGUCAGUCUCGGACACUCAAGUGCAGUAAGGAGAUAUUGAAUAUGCAUCAUGCUCCACAGCUUGACCCUCCCACAGGCACAGCAACAAGUGAAAUAGAUAUGUGGAUUUUGGCAACCUUGGCUUUCUGAUGCUAGGGCAUCGAUCUGGCCUGGGAGAAGAAAAGCUCCAGAAGCUAUACUUUAUUCCAGAGCCCCAGCACACAGUGUCUCACAGGCAAGGCUGCUCUGUCAUUGACUAUUCUGUUUUAAAUGGUUUGAAGCCACAACUUUUGUGGGCUUUCAGGUGCGAAAUACUUAACAGAUGCUGCACACAGGGCUAAGAAGGGGGCCAGUAACAUUUAGGUCUUUUAAAAUGCAUUCUCUAACAGGUUCUUUAAACAUUUAAAUCUUUCCUUCCUGUUUCUAGCAAUGUACUAAACACCAACAGCUAUCUCAUCUUUAAAAAUUCUGCAAAUACAGAAUUUAAAUUAUUUCUUUUUGAAAAAAGGAACCAGCUAACAGUUUGCUGGUAGACUAAAAUGAUCUCCAUAAUGUGAUCACCUGGGGAAGUCUUAGAGCGCUGUUGUUAUGAAGAGGGCGGAUGGGUUCUUUGAUGGGAUUUUCCAGUCUUGUCCAAGCCAGCUCUGAGGCACCUUGUCUUCAGAGGCCUCUUCUCCUGCUCUGGCUAUGCUGGUUCUUUCCUGGCCUCCAGCUGGCACCACAGUGGUGACCAGAAUGCCCUGCUGGUCCAGGGCCUCUGGAAUUCCUGCCGGCCACGUCUAGAGAAGGACAAUCCUCCUUUUCUUCUUAGUUUAGUUUAGACAAGGUUGGAAUUUUUUAAACAGUGACUUUACUAAGUAACCAAGGGCAAAACAAAACAAAACCUCACACUGGAAAAUCACCGAAGCAAAGAAAUGAACAGACUUACAAAGCAGAGAUUCAGAGUUCUUACUCUUCUCUGACUUUGGUAUAGUUCUGUAUUGAAAUUCUAAGAUUCUUGCAGGGAAAAUAAUGUAUAUAUAAAACUGAGCAAAUCAAAGAAGCACUUAUGGGUAAGCAACCUGGAUACCUGCACACCCAGCACAUUUUGAGGGUUCAUGAAUUCUGUGUCCUUGUCCAGCGUUUCUUUCUCCCCUCUUCACUCUCAUUCCUCACUUCUUCCUACCACUUUCUUUUACACAGACGACUCUUCUCCAUGAUUGGAGUCCAUGAGAUCCAUGGGUAGACAAGUGGUAAUAGAUGGUCUAGGUAUAUUUGUCAUUUCUUAGGGACAUAUUACAUUACAUAUUAGCAUAACUGUAGCCAUUGGACACUUAAUUUUCUUCACUAGAUAGAAUUUUUUUUUUUUUGAGAUGGAGUCUUGCUCUGUCGUCCAGACUGGAGUGGAGUGGUGCGAUCUCGGCUCACUGCAACCUCUGCCUGCUGGGUUCAAGCGAUGCUCCUGCCUCAGCCUCCUGAGUAGCUGGCAUUACAGAUAAAUUAUUAGUCAUAACUGUAGCAACAAAAGAAAGUGAUGGAUUCCAUCGAUUUAUGCAGUCAGCCAAAUAUUUCAAUUAUACUGUGAAGAAAGAAGGAUCUGUCAGCCAAGUCUUUUCUACAAAUAAGAGGAGAACAAGGAGAUACCUAGGUCCUUGGUCAAGGAGAAGAAUGGAGAGGUGGUGAUGGAAUUAAUAGUAUUGGAGGGGGCCAGAAAGUGAGAUUAAUGAAAGAAGUCAUGGAACACUACGCUGAUCAAGAUGAUCUGGUUGUCAUGUUUACUGAAUGCUUUGAUGUCAUAUUUGCUGGUGGUCCAGAAGAAGUUCUAAAAAAAUUCCAAAAGGCAAACCACAAAGUGGUCUUUGCAGCAGAUGGAAUUUUGUGGCCAGAUAAAAGACUAGCAGACAAGUAUCCUGUUGUGCACAUUGGGAAACGCUAUCUGAAUUCAGGAGGAUUUAUUGGCUAUGCUCCAUAUGUCAACCGUAUAGUUCAACAAUGGAAUCUCCAGGAUAAUGAUGAUGAUCAGCUCUUUUACACUAAAAUUUACAUUGAUCCACUGAAAAGAGAAGCUAUUAACAUCACAUUGGAUCACAAAUGCAAAAUUUUCCAGACCUUAAAUGGAGCUGUAGAUGAAGUUGUUUUAAAAUUUGAAAAUGGCAAAGCCAGAGCUAAGAAUACAUUUUAUGAAACAUUACCAGUGGCAAUUAAUGGAAAUGGACCCACCAAGAUUCUCCUGAAUUAUUUUGGAAACUAUGUACCCAAUUCAUGGACACAGGAUAAUGGCUGCACUCUUUGUGAAUUCGAUACAGUCGACUUGUCUGCAGUAGAUGUCCAUCCAAACGUAUCAAUAGGUGUUUUUAUUGAGCAACCAACCCCUUUUCUACCUCGGUUUCUGGACAUAUUGUUGACACUGGAUUACCCAAAAGAAGCACUUAAACUUUUUAUUCAUAACAAAGAAGUUUAUCAUGAAAAGGACAUCAAGAUAUUUUUUGAUAAAGCUAAGCAUGAAAUCAAAACUAUAAAAAUAGUAGGACCAGAAGAAAAUCUAAGUCAAGCGGAAGCCAGAAACAUGGGAAUGGACUUUUGCCGUCAGGAUGAAAAGUGUGAUUAUUACUUUAGUGUGGAUGCAGAUGUUGUUUUGACAAAUCCAAGGACUUUAAAAAUUUUGAUUGAACAAAACAGAAAGAUCAUUGCUCCUCUUGUAACUCGUCAUGGAAAGCUGUGGUCCAAUUUCUGGGGAGCAUUGAGUCCUGAUGGAUACUAUGCACGAUCUGAAGAUUAUGUGGAUAUUGUUCAAGGGAAUAGAGUAGGAGUAUGGAAUGUCCCAUAUAUGGCUAAUGUGUACUUAAUUAAAGGAAAGACACUCCGAUCAGAGAUGAAUGAAAGGAACUAUUUUGUUCGUGAUAAACUGGAUCCUGAUAUGGCUCUUUGCCGAAAUGCUAGAGAAAUGACUUUACAAAGGGAAAAAGACUCCCCUACUCCGGAAACAUUCCAAAUGCUCAGCCCCCCAAAGGGUGUAUUUAUGUACAUUUCUAAUAGACAUGAAUUUGGAAGGCUAUUAUCCACUGCUAAUUACAAUACUUCCCAUUAUAACAAUGACCUCUGGCAGAUUUUUGAAAAUCCUGUGGACUGGAAGGAAAAGUAUAUAAACCGUGAUUAUUCAAAGAUUUUCACUGAAAAUAUAGUUGAACAGCCCUGUCCAGAUGUCUUUUGGUUCCCCAUAUUUUCUGAAAAAGCCUGUGAUGAAUUGGUAGAAGAAAUGGAACAUUACGGCAAAUGGUCUGGGGGAAAACAUCAUGAUAGCCGUAUAUCUGGUGGUUAUGAAAAUGUCCCAACUGAUGAUAUCCACAUGAAGCAAGUUGAUCUGGAGAACGUAUGGCUUCAUUUUAUCCGGGAGUUCAUUGCACCAGUUACACUGAAGGUCUUUGCAGGCUAUUAUACAAAGGGAUUUGCACUACUGAAUUUUGUAGUAAAAUACUCCCCUGAACGACAGCGUUCUCUUCGUCCUCAUCAUGAUGCUUCUACAUUUACCAUAAACAUUGCACUUAAUAACGUGGGAGAAGACUUUCAGGGAGGUGGUUGCAAAUUUCUAAGGUACAAUUGCUCUAUUGAGUCACCACGAAAAGGCUGGAGCUUCAUGCAUCCUGGGAGACUCACACAUUUGCAUGAAGGACUUCCUGUUAAAAAUGGAACAAGAUACAUUGCAGUGUCAUUUAUAGAUCCCUAAGUUAUUUACUUUUCAUUGAAUUGAAAUUUAUUUUGGAUGAAUGACUGGCAUGAACACGUCUUUGAAGUUGUGGCUGAGAAGAUGAGAGGAAUAUUUAAAUAACAUCAACAGAACAACUUCACUUUGGGCCAAACAUUUGAAAAACUUUUUAUAAAAAAUUGUUUGAUAUUUCUUAAUGUCUGCUCUGAGCCUUAAAACACAGAUUGAAGAAGAAAAGAAAGAAAAAACUUAAAUAUUUAUUUCUAUGCUUUGUUGCCUCUGAGAAUAAUGACAAUUUAUGAAUUUGUGUUUCAAAUUGAUAAAAUAUUUAGGUACAAAUAACAAGACUAAUAAUAUUUUCUUAUUUAAAAAAAGCAUGGGAAGAUUUUUAUUUAUCAAAAUAUAGAGGAAAUGUAGACAAAAUGGAUAUAAAUGAAAAUUACCAUGUUUUAAAACCUUGAAAAUCAGAUUCUAACUGGAUUUGUACGCAACUAAGUAUUUUUCUGAACACCUAUGCAGGUCUUAUUUACAGUAGUUACUAAGGGAACACACAAAGAAUUACACAAUGUUUUCCUCAAGAAAAUGGUACAAAACACAACCGAGGAGCGUAUACAGUUGAAAACAUUUUUGUUUUGAUUGUAAGGCAGAUUAUUUUAUAUUUGUAUUAAAAAUCAAACCCUAUGUUUCUUUCAGAUGAAUCUUCCAAAGUGGAUUAUAUUAAGCAGGUAUUAGAUUUAGGAAAACCUUUCCAUUUCUUAAAGUAUUAUCAAGUGUCAAGAUCAGCAAGUGUCCUUAAGUCAAACAGGUUUUUUUGUUGUUGUUUUUGCUUUGUUUCCUUUUUUAGAAAGUUCUAGAAAAUAGGAAAACGAAAAAUUUCAUUGAGAUGAGUAGUGCAUUUAAUUAUUUUUUAAAAAACUUUUUAAGUACUUGAAUUUUAUAUCAGGAAAACAAAGUUGUUGAGCCUUGCUUCUUCCGUUUUGCCCUUUGUCUCGCUCCUUAUUCUUUUUUUGGGGGGAGGGUUAUUUGCUUUUUUAUCUUCCUGGCAUAAUUUCCAUUUUAUUCUUCUGAGUGUGUAUGUUAACUUCCCUCUAUCCCGCUUAUAAAAAAAUUCUCCAACAAAAAUAUUUGUUGACUUGAUGUUUUAUCACUUCUCUAAGUAAGGUUGAAAUAUCCUUAUUGUAGCUACUGUUUUUAAUGUAAAGGUUAAACUUGAAAAGAAAUUCUUAAUCACGGUGCCAAAAUUCAUUUUCUAACACCAUGUGUUAGAAAAUUAUAAAAAAUAAAAUAAUUUUAGAAA